This is a messenger RNA of Leishmania mexicana MHOM/GT/2001/U1103, 726 nucleotides long. RefSeq lists its product as hypothetical. Bases 1 to 726 code for a protein of 241 amino acids. NCBI's taxonomy places the organism in Eukaryota, Euglenozoa, Kinetoplastea, Trypanosomatida, Trypanosomatidae. The transcript has a single exon. The record is from RefSeq and is a predicted model, not a curated record.
AUGACAUUGGUCUUCGAAGCUCGACAGUUGCCUUUUGGCAGCAUCUAUGAGGCGUACGCGGCCCCCAUCCAGCCCAUCCUAGCCCUCCACGCGCUGGACAAGCUACCUCUGUGGGAUCGCUGCAUGCUGGCAGCGGUGCUGCCUGUCGUGCAACAGCGCCACUUGGCCGGCGCCGCAGCAACACCGUCAUCGACGGUGGUGCGACCACCACUCACGGUGGACGGUGGCGAUACCGCAGAUGCCGCCGCCGCCGACGCUUCCUUGUCUUCUACAACGAUACGAGCAGCGAAUCAUGAGGAGAGGGUCAAUGCGUCACCAGAGCUGGCGGGAGCGCCGUCCCUCGAGGAUGUCACGCUGGCAUUGACCAUUGUGCGCGCCCUGGAUGAGCUGGAGGUGGUGUACGACUCCAGCGUCAGUACACGCGCGGAGCUGAAACAGCAGCGGCAGCAGCACCAGCACCAGCUGUCGGUACCCGCAGCCUCCCUUGCGGAGGCGCCGCGCCGCGCCUUCAAACAGCCGACGAAGACGUCCGAAGAGCUUCUCAUGGAGCAGCUCCUACAGGAACGCAUAUUUGGCGCGGUCCCACAUCUCCCGGAGAGCAGCGACGAGGAUGGCGAGACAAGCAUCGAAGCUUCGGUUGACGUCGCCAUGUGCUUCACUGUCAAGGGCGAGAGCCUGGGCAUCGGGACCGCGAAUAUAUUCGGCGGCCAUGGAUAUCACCCCUGA